UCCAAUGCAGGGCAGUUUCAAGAUCCAGCUCAUCAACAUGGGAACUCGGGCGGCGGCAUUUACAGCAAAAAUCCGCAGCCUGUACGACGCCCAGCUGCGGCUGCAACACAACAUACAGCCGUUGCCCCUCGGCACUGACAUCGCCAAUACCGUCAAGUACUUCUCGCAGACAUUACUCAGCGUCCUCAAAGAUGUACCCCGCUCUCCAUUGGAGAUGCUGCGAGAUGCGGACAAUGACGGUGAGAGGAUGGGCCUGUAUCCCAACCUGGACUACAAGAGCCUGUUCAACGCCCUCUCGGGGCUCGUCGAUUCGACGCCACAUCUGCAGUAUGGGACGCUGCCAUUCGGGCAAGCCAUCCUACAAUGUCUGGGUUGCUUGCUGCCCUUCUUGGAGUACGACAUGAUAGACAACCUUCCAUUCCUGGUGGCCUAUUGUGUCGCCAUGUUCCCCGUGGCCCUGCAUCAGGAGAUUUUGCAUCUGCUGUCUUAUUACAUCCUGCCGUUUACUAUCACUCGCAAGUAUGCGGGAAUGGAGGAAGAGAGUCAGGCGUCUCAAUCUGUGGCUGCCAUUAUCAUGAUGGUGUUCCAGCACUCCAAUAAUCCAGCGCAUCACUGCCAGCUCCUAGAAUGCCUGAUGUCGAUGAAGCAGUGGGUGGUGAAGGACAUCCUGUGCGUGAUCGCGUACGGCACGUGGGGCGCGCGACUGUCCGCUGCCAAGCUGUUGUUCUACUACUGGCCGCCAUUCGACGCCAAGCUGUUCGAUCGGAAGGGGCUGCUCUGCAAGUUUUCCAACGACCUGGUCCCGUUCCUGUGCCAGCGCGACAUGUGUCCCAACGCGGGCAGUGCGGAGGCCGCCAAGGUCUGCUACGACCACUGCAUCAGUGUCACCUUCGCGUCCGACAGUCCGCCGCCACUGUAUCUUUGCAUCGAGUGCGCUAAUGAGAUACAUCGGGAACAUCCCAACCAGCGCUUCUUCGACAUCCUACACCCUCAACAACAAGUGUCAAUGGUCUGUGAGAACAAGAACUGCCGGUCGACCGACAAGGCGGCGUAUUCUAUCUGUUUCUCCAACGAGUGCGCCAGUUACAACGGGAACCAUCCCAUCAGGUACUGCCAGCAGUGCCACGGCAACCGUCACAACAGCCGGCGCGGCGGGGACCACGUCGUCCACACGCGCCUGCCGCCCGCCUGGCAGAUGGACAGCGACAUGCAGACCAACCUCGUCGAGGCCAUCAUCAGCCUCCUGAAAGAAGCUAAGCCAAUCAACAUGGAAGACCCUGACAGUUCCACGGAGCAGCUGAAGCCUCCGCUCAGCGUAGACUUGCCUGAUCCCAUCUCUGUAGAAGAUAGACAGCUGCUCGGCAGAUAUGGAGUAUGGCUGAUGGUGGGUUUGUGUACUCCAAACCCUGACACUCCUGACGAGAUCCUGGGACGUCUGCUGUCUGUACUGUUCCACUGGUUCCAUGUUACUUCCUUUUCUUAUACGGGUGAGACGGCGAGUGCGGUGGAGAAGCUGAAGAUAGAGCACGUGUGCGGCUGGGUGCGCGACAUCGCGGAGUCGCACCGCGCCGUGCUCGUGGCGUGUCUACUGCCGCACCCGCCGCACUACACGCGCCAGGCCGGCCACUGGGACAACCUCGCCUCCAAGGCGCACCACCUCAAGGACGGACUCAACAGACUGUACUGCCUGAUCCCGUACGGUAUCAUCACGCAGUCCAUCUGGGACUUCAUCAUGCCAGCAUGGAUGGAAGCUAUCUGUACUGACGUACCAGAAAAGGAACUAAUGGAGCUGAAAGUGCCUCUCGGUAAGAUCUUAGAGCCCGAAGGUGCAAUGGUUGGCGUUGAUGAGAAAAAUCUAUAUAAGUUCGCAGUGCUCAAGGUCACUGAUACUCCUACACCUGAUACUGUCCUACCUGUGCUGGAGUGGUUCCAGACUAUAUCGAUGUUGGACGUCCGCAUUCCAUUGAACCAGCUGUUCGAUCUGUUCAGUCACUGCGUCGUCAACCUGCCGGAGAAGAUAUUUAAACCACCUACUAUAGAUGGCUCUAAGCCUAAAGACUCUAAGGACUCCCCCAGUAACACAGACAAGGACAAGAAGGACAAGGACGAUCAGAUGAAGCCACAGAACCUCACCUGCUGUAUACUUAUGCUGGAUAUACUGCUCAAACAGAUGGAGCUACAACAGCGUCGUAUAAACAGUCAGAAUGUAAGCAGUGAGGCCACCAAGCUACUGCGACUCAUGCUGAAGUCCAACCAGACCAACACUAUUGAGCAUGCGGUAUGCCAGGCGGAGGGAGCGUGUUCGUACUGCGAGGCGGCCGCGCUGUGGCAUCAACUGGCUGUACUACUCGUCAGGGCACUCGUUCCUGAUAGACCCAAGCCUAUGACGGAGGCGUCCGUGGAGGACCUGUGGGCGGAGCCGUGCCACAAGAAGGCUGCGUCGGAGGAGGAGCGCAGUAAGUCUGGCGGCACGCCGGGCGCGGACGGGCUGCUGGCGCUGGCGCAGCCGCUGUCGGAGCGCGCCACGGCCGUCGGCGGCGUGCUCGUGCACAUGCCGCAUUUUGUUCAUUUCAUGCAACUCUCUCUCAUAAGCGACGUGGGCUCGGAUGCCACGAUCACUAAAUCUUCGGGCGACACACAAAUAAUGACGGCGACGGUGGAGACCAUCACGGAGCAGUUGGACAUGGCGGUGUCGCUGCCGCCGGCCGACGCGCCCGCCACCGCGCACGCCGUCACGCUCACCGACACCGACGUCGCCACCGCCACCGCCGACGUAUCAACUCCAAACCUACUAGGUGACCAUGAGAAUAUGGCAGAAUCAGUUGAAGAUGACAUGACGAACUUCUGGCCAACAUCUGCCGGCAAGUUCCACUUCUGUAUUGAAGAACUGCCUCAAGAGUUGCAGUACAUUCAUCAGUUAUUACAGGAGCUGAAAAGCACUUCUCGUCCGGACGUGUUGUACCAUCUCCUACAAUGUCUGCAAGUACUAGUACUGAGUACUGAUGCUCUGGCAGACCAUCGGGGCUUCCUCAUUUGGUGUCAGGAGAACCUGCUUAUUGACAAUCUAUGGAACGUAUGCAACGCGUCCCACUCGCACAUAUGUUCGGUGGCGGUGCCAGUACUGCUGCACUGCGUCACCCUGGCGGGGGGAGCUGAUGUCUUCUGUAACCUCAUCCGGGACCAGUUCCAUCAUCACGACUACCAUGUACGGUUCACGGCUGUGGAACGAGUCACUAUUAUUAUUAGGUUCAUGGACGGCUCCCCAGUGAAGACGAGUCUCCCGCUGCAGACGGCGCUGGCGACGGCAUUCUGCUACCUGAUCUCCAGCAUGGACGACAUCAACGUGUACGUGGCCCAGCGCGCCACCCUCUACAUCGGCACUGUCCACGACAACGCCAUCGAUUUACUCCUAUACUGCCUGGAGACGCAGUUCGACCUGGUGAUAGUGGAUCGUCCAAUGAUCCUCCAGUCUAUCUACCAGCUCCACAACACGCUCAGUGACCGCAAGAUCCUCACUUGGGAGUUCUUCCUGAACAGAUUUGAAGCCCUCUUCCUGGAAGCACAGAUCAAUUCUAACAAGACUAUUGACUUCUCUAAUUUGAGAGAACUAGUAAGCAGCGAGACCAGUUCAGAAUGGUUCCUGUACAAAGUGCGGCGUGCCCACGAAGCGCUCAGCGUGUCGGCGCGGGACACCAACGUCAACACGCUCAGCGCCUCCUUCGGGACCAAGUGGCCUUAUAAACGGACCAUAUCCGCACCGGCCACUAUGCCGCCGCAUCCCGAUACUAGACACGAACGCGAGAAGGUAUACUCGCGCCAGUAUUCUGCGCCCCUGCUGAAGCGGAAGACGUCCCGCUUCGGUCUGGGGCAACUACUGGCCGCGCCGCAACCACUCGGCACUGCGCAGCGGUCCAAUAAUACACAUGAUGGGUUCCACUCAAUGUCGGGUCGGUCAGAGGACACACUGACCACUAUCCUACCGAAAGCUGUGGAUCUCGAGGAGGCUGACCGAGAGACCACUAACUUGUUGGUGUUCCUACUCAUGCAGUUCUUGUCCAGGUCCGACCAAGCCCAUCCCAUGGAAGACAAGCAGUCCUCCAAGACCCAGGAGUUGGUACUGAAGCACUUGUUCCUGUUGCUCGGCUACAACUGCGUCGAGAAAUACUUUCAUAUCUCACCGUUUACAUUGCGACAAUCGUCGAUUUUCAACGCGUUCAUGGCGAACUUACCUCAAGUGUUGGACCAGAACCACGUGAUGGGCGCCAGCAUCGCCGAGCCGACCUUACUCUUACUGCAGUACUGCUGCGGCGGCGCGGGCGGCGGGGCGGGCGCCGGCAGCCCGCAGUCGCUGGCCGCGCUGCAGCCGCAUGUACGCCGGCACUGGCUCAUGGCGCUGCUCGUCGUGCUCUACAAGUACCACUACGGCACGGGUAGUACAGUGGGUCUGGUGGCGGCACUAGUGCGAGUAGUACUGAAUUCAGUGGAGGCACAGUACCACGCCUGCAAGAGGAUCCCACCCAUGCUCGUCAUGCCCAGCGCUGCCAGGGCUAGAGACCUAAGCCAACCAUCUCUAAAGACGGAGCACGAGGCCGCGGGCGCGGAGCGGGCGGGCGGCAGCCCCCUGCCGGCGCCGGACCGCACCAAGCCCAAGCUGCACCACAAGUCCCCCGCACACAUGCACACGCACUGGGAGGAACCCACCAACUCUAACAAGUACCAGCAGUGGAGUCUGGAGCAGGAGUCUUCAGAGAGCGAGUUGAUAGCGAUCCCGGAGACUAGUGACAAGUCGGAUACCACUGUUCAUGGCAGUACUGCACCGGGUUCAUUCGACGAGCCGUCCCACUACGAGGACCCCCCAAAGGUAGAAACGCCCGCCACUACAACCGCUUACCCGCCGCUCAGUAAAAUCCCAACCCUGGGCUCCCGUUCAGCACAUCAGCUGUCGACCAGCUCAUCAGUCUCCAUCGGCAGCGACUCCUCGAACCUAAAGUCAACACCUAUGAGCGGUCAGUCAGUGGAGAUCUGGCCCGAUCAGAUACAUCAGCAGACGUCACCGCGUGCCAAGAUAUUGGGUAAACAGAAGAGAAUUAUUGUGGGCAGUAGUACGUCUCCGGACACGGCACCCUCUUCUAAUGGAGACGGUCAGUUCGGACAAUGGCCACAUGCACGAUCUCCUCCACAGCAUCACAUCAAAAGUCCAGGUACCUAUUUAUUUGUAGCUAAGAACGUUGGGUAUGCGUAUGCGUCGCCGGAGUCUCCUCUAUCCAAGAUGGAGGUUGCAUGGAACGCUCCCCCUCCUACAAUGCAACAACAUUCACACCAGCCCUUCCAUAUACCACCACCUGAGCGGUUGUUACCAAUCGGUCCCAAGCCCAACAAGGAGCAGUAUCCAGUUUUCAACGCCCUAGUGGACCGAGUCAGAGAGGCAUUGAGUUUGCCACCAGAUGAUUCAACAGACAACACUGGGUCCUCUCGGUCUGACGGCGACGCUACUCCCACGCCUACGCCCACCAGCAGGCCCCACGACUUGAAUAAGAAAUCUUCUGAAAGUACUAGGUCACCGCGUCGGUUAGCAAGACAAGUGGCGCAAACUGGAUCGCCGCCGCACCAACACACUGCUGAGUGUGUGGGCUGCGCCGGCUGCGGGGGGUGGUGGGAGGGGGAGUCCCGCGCCGGCAAGCGAGCUGCGCAUGCGCACGCCGCGCCGCAUCGACCUGACCACGAACUGUGCUACCGCUGCGCGGAGUGCGGCACGGCGGUGGAGCAGUACAGCGACGAGGAGCUGGGCCUGUGCAUCAUAGUGCUGGCCACCUUCGUCCACAGGGAGCCGGCCGCCGCCGCCGCCAUGCUGCCGGCACUGCUGCAUAACGUCAGCAGAGUGGUCCAGCUGGGCAACUACUCGUGGCAGGCGGAGACCAACACGCGCCUGCCGGGCAGCGCGGUGUUCGUGGCGCACCAGUUCCUGCGCUGCGUGCUGCACCAGCUCGCGCCCAACAACGUCUUCCUGCAGAUCUUCCUGCAGCGGACGCCAGAGAAACAAAGGCAAAUGUUCUUCAAGAGCAUUGCGCAGGCGUUUGUGGACUUCAACGAGCUGUAUCCAUGCGGACCGCUACAACUGGUCGUGGAACAUCUCAACUCGAAGAAAACUUUACCUGUCGACCAAAUGGGAGUGAUAGCGGGCAACAUCGCGAUGUACCUGGAGUGCCUGGCGCCCGAGGCGCUGGGCCCGCUGGGCGCGUGCGCGGCGCUGGUGGCGGCGCUGGACGCGCUGCUGCGCGGCGCGGCGCUGCUGCUGCACCAGCUCGACGACGUGCUGCCGCUGCUGCGCGCCGCCACCGCCGCGCUGCGCGUGCCCGCCGCCGCGCAGCACAAGAGCAUCCUGGAACCGAUAACCAAGAUCAUAAGCUAUGGAGUACAAAACUUUGUGCUGAAACUAUCAGUGAUCUCAGAACUGAGCGUCGUAUGUACGCGAGUGUUCAGUCGCGACAGAGACAAGCUCCUGGUCUGCAGGGUACUGGUGUACGAGCUCGUGCAGGCACUCAGGACCAAGACUACUAUACCUGAUGACAACCUGUUUAUUCUUAUACAGUUUGUACUGCAAGGCCACGGCUGCCGCCUAGUCCUUCCUCCCCAGCUAUCAGGCGGGGAACUUGCCAGCACUUGUAUGGACGCCCGGGAGAUAGCGGCCGGGGCCGUGGACUGUAUGCGACCACAUCUACCUGAUAUGAUAGACCUGCUGCAGGAUCCGCAUCUGUUAAAUAAGAUCAAGGGUUCAGUCUCCAAGUCAAUCGUUAACCGCAACUUAAUUUGCCUGAAUGAAGACACAUUAGGCGCUAUAGUGAAGGGUGGUAUAGCUCAGUACGUGGCGAUGGAACUGGCACUGGAACACAGUCGCGGACGACAGGACCGUGCGCAGCCUGCCAGGCAUAUGACGCCUUGGAUUAGUACCUCGCUGCCUGGUUGCCGCGAGGUGUGCGAGUGCGUGUCCCGCGUGCGCGUGGUGUCGUGGCUGGUCAUGGGCGCGCUCUGCAACGCCGCGCAGCCCGGCCCCGGCCCGCCCGGCCCCGGCUCCCACCCGGCCCACCCGGCCCACCCGGCCCACCCGCACGCCAUGCAGCCCGUGCCGCAGGACGCCACGUGCCACAUCACCGACUACAUACAGACGAUAAUGUCGUCGUACGUGGAGGCGGGGCGCGGCGCGGGCGGGGCGCGGCUGGCGGGGCUGCUGCACGCCUUCGUGCUGUGCCAGCUGUGGACGCUGUACCUGGAGCACCUGGCCGCGGCCGCGCCGCCCGCCAGCGAGCCGCACUACACCACCACCUGUCUGCUGCUGGACUUCUGGUGCAAGCUGGUGCCCAGCAUACUGCAGGUCACCGUGCAGUCGAAAGUGCUGGCAGAGACAGUGAACCUCCACUUCCUAAGUCUACUGGAGUCUCUGCUCGAGUGUAACUCCACCGUGCUGAAUAAACUGCUCCCUCUAUGGAGUCCUAUUCUACACUCACCAUUAUUCAAUGUCACAGCUGAUCUGAAACCCUCAGGAUGUCUUGAGGGAUUACUGAUACCUUAA
Molecule: messenger RNA, 7567 nt
Organism: Spodoptera litura
Lineage: Eukaryota; Metazoa; Arthropoda; Insecta; Lepidoptera; Noctuidae
Source: RefSeq, a predicted model, not a curated record